AUGUGGAGUCGAGCGUGGCAGCUGCUGGACCCUGGAUGCGGACCCCGUGCACACCUUGACACACAACUCAGGCCAACUCAGACCAGAGCAAAACCUGCAUCUCCGCCGCUCUCGAACCGGGCGCCAGAAGCCAUGUCCGGGCCCGGAGAAGCCUUCACUUUGCUCGAGAGUGGCACCUCUCGGAUGCACUUCAAGCUCGCUAAAGCCCUGGAAGAUGCAGCAUCACCUCUUGAAAGCGACUUCGCCAUUCAAGAUGCAUUGACUCACAUUCGCACCCGUCUGGCAUCCAAGUCAUCAGCACGGCACUUGUCAGAGCUCGUGCCACCGCUUCUCACUCUGCUUCACUGCCUCCACCACUAUCCGUUGGCAGGUCAGCAACAGGAGCCACUGGAUGUCAGCUUCGCUCUCAUCCCUACUUUGCAGCUGCUGAGUCUUGCUACAGACUGGAACGAUGUUCUUCUGGCGCACCAGCUUCUGCCUUUCCUGCUCGAGCGUCGCCCAUCUCCUCUGCCUAUCUCGUCGAGCUCUUCAGCGCAAAGUCGCUCCGCGCACAGAGACGAAGAUCAUUCCUCAUCCCUGCUGCUGCUCAACACGUUCAGGGCCAGUCUUGGCGCGGCCCUAGUUUCUGGUGAUAAUGAGGCUACUCCCUUCGAAUCAUCGUCGUCUGCCUCCUCGUCCCGUUCGCCGUCAAGGUCACGCUCUCCAUCAUGGACACGCCCUCCUAGUACGUCAGCAAAGGCCGCCUCAUCAAGACGCACCGAUCUCAGAGCCAUGGAAACGCUCAAAUCGCUCGCAAAUGGCAUACCGCAAGGCCCUGCUGUUCUGCCAUCGCUUGCUUCCACUCUGGUCGCCUUGACUCGACACCCAGACUCGACCAUCCGCUCGCUCACGCUCGACGCAAUGCUGUCGUGCGCUUCAUUCUCGAGUGGAAACCAAGAGACAGAUGCGGAUGGCGACAUGGAAGGACAGAAGGAGAUGCUAGAGGCAGCCCUCACAAUUGCACGCCUUGUCCUUGCAUCCACCUACGCUUUUUCCGCGGGCUCCGACAUUGACGAGCAGGACGGAGUGAUCCUCGCCGAGAUGGAGAGGCGCGUAGAUCCGAAUCCAGCCGUAUUGCGCUCUUGCCUCAGGAUCAUUGAACGCGCCCGGAUGGCAGGUCUGAUCUCGAGCAACGAGCUUGCUUGCCACAUCGUCGAGAUCCUUCAGGCGACUAGAUGGUUGCCGAUGCAUCUCGAGCUCAACUCGCUCCAGCAAAUCGACGUCCCGGUCCAGGUGAAGAACCGCACAGAAGGUCUCCGUGCGCGCGCAGCUACACGACAAAGAGGUCCGCUCCAGGAGCAGCACAACUACUAUGGCACGUAUGCGCCUUGGCUCACCGAAGCUUGCCUCGCUGCUCUCAGCAGAUGUGCAAAGGACCUUCUUGCUUCUUCCACGCCCAGACUCGAGCCAGCCGCUCAUGCAGAGCUCCUCAAGUCGGUUCUGCGCAUCUACAACUCUGCCUCCCAAGGCAAGGCGGCCGCGCUGGCCCUGUGUGUAGCCGCUGCGCGCUGCAUCGGCACAUUAUACAGCUCCUCCCAGGUUGGUUCGGAAGCUUCCGCCAGCUUACGCCUUUCGGCCCCAGGUGGUAUCCAAGAUGGCGAAACUGCAGCAUUGUGGUCUGCACUUACCCAACAUACGAGAAGUCAACUCGGUAGCACCAAUCCAAACCGAAAAGCUGCAGCUAUCAUGCUGCUGGACGCAUUGCUGCCGGUCGGAUGGGCUGAUCAAAACACUGCGGCUGCUACCGGCGAGGUAGGCGAAGGAUUACCAUCACCGCCGCCAGUGCAGUUGACCGAAGAGGACAUGGCGCAGCUCAUGGCCCUGAUAGCCGAUUCCGAUUCUUCGAUCCGCAAGCGGGCUCUGGGGCUGCUGCAUCGGGUCGAUGCCGGUCUAACCUCGCUCAUGCGAACACAGCUGCAAUCGGCUGUCGACACGGAGCUUCUCAACGACAAAGAGACUCUGGUCGACCGCAACGCUGUCUCAACCAAGGGUUUGACGUCCGUGGCUUUGAGACUCCUCGAGGUUGUCUCUUUCUCUGUACAGUCUGCGGACGGUGCUGCCCAAGCAGCUGCAGAAAGCGAGCUCGAAAGGGCCGUCAUCAGCAUCAUGCCGCUGAGACCUUUUGGAUCAUUCGACUCGAUUGAGUCCUCCAUGGAAACUGCUACGAGCUCGGGCUUCCUUUGGCAACUGCAGACUCUCCCGCUCGAUACGCGAUUGGCCCUGAUGCGGCGCCUUCUGGAAGAGGCUCGUUCGGCAGCCGCUUCUCCCGGUGCUCUGCAUCUUCUUUGCACUUUGCUUGCCGACGUUACAUCGAGCUACUUUCGAGCCAGAUUGGACGCUCCUGACAGCUUUCGCAAGUGGAUCGCAUCAGAGCUGCUCGGAUCACAUGGCAUCAUCAGCCUCUCGAUGCGGGCUUCCGGAGAGGCCAGAGCUCUGGCGGCAUCGCGCGAGGCUGCACUCGCCAUCACCGCUCGGACCGUUUCGUUGAUGCUGCACCUGGGAGACUCCGAAGAGGCAUCUCUAACACUCGCUACAUGCUUGGACGCACUGCAGCUCGUGCUUUCAAAGCUCAUCGAGACCGAGUCCAUCGCGGCCAUUCGGCUCGAAGCGAGCAAUCUGCAGCUGAUCUGCCGGACGAUCCUGCACCCGGCCGAAGCGGAACAUACAGGUCUGAUGGACAGGAUCAAGACGAUGGCCUCUGCUUGCCAGACUAUUGCAGAUUCGGCAAAGUGGCUAUUGACGCUCGAGGUCGACCAAACAUCCGCCAGUCAUCGGAACGAAGACCGCAUAGAGGAAUCCACAGGAUCAGCACUGCUCACCGCGGCAAGCAGGUUCUUCGCUCCCUCGUCGACGAGAGAUCGCAGGACGGCACGCUCUUGGACACAGUCUGCGAGCUCUGCCGAUAGCUUUGCUGCCGUUCGUCUGCGCGAGCAACUUCCAGAUUCGCUGCUGCAGUCCUCCGUCCUUCUCUCUCCGGACGACAGCACCGCAACACUGCGCUCGAGCGAUCGUCAUUCCCGUCACGGAAACAGCAAGUCCAGCAGGCAGACCCGCCAGGCUCUCUCUCGCUCCGCAAUCCCAUCCGAAGUCAAGCGCGCCCGGGACCGACGCAUUGCCGACGCCAUGUCAGAGUCGAUAGCCAACCUUGUCCUGGGCUCGGACGCGCAUCCCAGCUCGUCCGAGAACGAGAUCAUCUUCUCAGCGACCUCCUCGGGCGUUCUCGAGGGCGAAGAGCUCGAGCUUGUUGAAGAGGUAGCGGAUCCCGAGAGACGUCUCGACCUUGCAACGGAUGCAGGAAAGGAACCGUCCCUGCUUGAUCUGGUGCACCAGUGCCACAAUCACGACCCAUGGCUGGACACAAGCCUGACGCCGUUCAUUCUCGAUGGCGUGCAGAUCGGCUUUUUGCCCGCGAGGGUCGUCAAAGCCUGCAUGGACGAUUCGGCUCGCCAGCGAAAGGCCGGACUCCCUGCGGUCCUGCGCAAAGUGCGAUUCGCCAUGCACCAUCGCGAGAUCGUUCCACCUUCGGCAAAGUCUCGUGUCUGCGAAGCUGUCACCUUCACUGCAGAAUUCGCGACGGAGGAAGCACGCACCCGAGGCCUGAACGAGGUCGCUCAACGCUGGCGCAAAGAGCGCAUCUUCCCCGACCCUCUGGAUGGCUGGAGGGACGAGCUUUAUGCGAUCUACGGCCUCAAUCCGCGUCCUGGCACACGCAACCCGAUCGCUUUCAAGCUCGAGCGUGCCGCCUGUGCUUUGUUUGGCCUUGCGACGUUCGGAGUGCAUCUCACUGCGUACACGGUAGCGCCCGAAACCGGCGAGUUGCUGGUGUGGGUGCCGCAGCGAAGCAGCACCAAGUCGACAUGGCCUGGCUACCUGGACAACUCGGUGGCGGGCGGCAUUGUGGCGGGUGAUCUGCCGAUGGAGAGCGUGGUGCGCGAGUGCGAGGAGGAGGCGAACCUCGAGGCGACGCUGGUGGAGAAGCACAUCAAGCAGACGGGCGUGCUGAGCUACUGCUACAAGACGUCGGCGCAGGGCUGGAUUCAGCCGGAGGUCGAGUACGUGUACGACCUGCCACUGCCAUCAGACGUGGUGCUGCAGCCCAAGGACGGCGAGGUGGACCACUUUGAAUUGCUCACCCUCGACCAGAUCUACGAGAAGAUGCGCCAGGGCAGAUUCAAGGCUAACUGCGUGCUGGUGAUUCUCGACUUCCUCAUCCGCCACGGCUACAUCACGGCAGAUAAGGAACCAGGCUACCGCCAGAUUGUGGCGCAGCUUCAUGUAGAUUUGCGCCUCCCGGGGCCAUGA
This is a messenger RNA of Moesziomyces aphidis, 4341 nucleotides long. The record is from the annotation of a GenBank genome assembly. NCBI's taxonomy places the organism in Eukaryota, Fungi, Basidiomycota, Ustilaginomycetes, Ustilaginales, Ustilaginaceae.